GUUGACAUGUGGGUAACCCGGUAACAGAUGACUGUCAAAUUUGGUUGGCAGUUGGUAUUAGUACGGAAUUUUUAUGAAUUUUUCCCGAAUAUUUGGAAAAAUGGGUAAAUUUUAUGAAUUGAAGCCAAUAAAAUUAGGAUGUGAAGUUAGAGGCGUAGACCUGAAGACAGAAAACAGGCAAGAGGUUAUCGAUGAGAUAAAGAAAGAUGUUGCAGAACAUAGAAUAUUAAUAUUCAAAGAUCAAGGAGUGAUUUCUGGUCAGAGGCAUGUGGAGAUAAGCAAGUGGUUUGGAGAGCUGGAGUCAACAUUCUAUAAGCAUCCAAAAUCACCACAUCCAGACGUUUUUAGAGUUUCCAAUGUAGCCAAUGAAGGCUGUGUAGGGGUUGGUCGAACUGGCUGGCACAUUGAUGGUUCUUUCCAGCCAGCUCCAUUUGCCUAUUCUUUAUACCAUAUAGUGUCAGUGCCAAAGAAAGGCAACACAGUCUUUGCACCUUUGACAGAACUGAUUGAAGGCCUUAGUACUGAAAAGAGAGCAGAGUGGGAGAGAUUGUGGAUGGUCAGUGACAGACGCAGUGGUCCAAUACAUCCUCUUAUCUAUACUCAUCCAGUCACCAAGAAGAAGGUUCUUUGUUUUCAUCUUGGUAUGACAAAUAAUUAUCUGUGGGACAAAGGAACUCCUAAUGAGCGUUUUGCUACAGAGGAAGAAUUUGAUCGCAUUACGAGAGACAUACAUAACGAAUUUGUUCGGGAUGGUGGAAAAAUACAAUAUUCUCACAAGUGGGAGGCAGGAGAUUUCAUCAUUUCUGACAAUCUUGCUGUUGGUCAUGAAGCCAGCCCCGAAACACAGCUUCCACACAGCGAAGUUGGACUACGUGUCAUGCAUCGUACAACUGUCAAAGGAACGACACCUCCACAAAAGUGAACAGCUUUAUUUAUGAUACAUUCUAGAAAUUAUCUUAAAGAUUCACUGAGAUGUUUUAAAGUUGCUAGUAAAUGAAGAAAGAUUUUUAUUGUUUUAGAAGUUGCUCUCUGUCAGAGUUAAAUGCGGUAUAUACAUAGCGACUAUAAAGAUCAUCAAUAUCUUUCUAGACUUUGUGAAAAUUAUAAUUAAUACUUUUAUGCUUUCAUA
Molecule: messenger RNA, 1129 nt
Organism: Schistocerca nitens (vagrant locust)
Lineage: Eukaryota; Metazoa; Arthropoda; Insecta; Orthoptera; Acrididae
Exons: 5
Coding region: 74-922 (282 amino acids)
Molecular function (GO): oxidoreductase activity
Source: RefSeq, a predicted model, not a curated record